Messenger RNA from Daphnia magna, 2345 nucleotides. Its product is annotated as extensin. NCBI's taxonomy places the organism in Eukaryota, Metazoa, Arthropoda, Branchiopoda, Diplostraca, Daphniidae. The record is from RefSeq and is a predicted model, not a curated record. The transcript has 4 exons. Bases 651 to 1877 code for a protein of 408 amino acids.
CAAAAAUUGCUUUUUCAAAUCAGUUCUUCUGAGAGUGGUGGUGGUGCAGGACCAAAACAUCUAGUCGCACAGAAAGCUGAAGUGAAAUCGUCUUUUUUGCAUAUGCUGUUUACAGGGUAUAUUCAAAAGAACAGAUACCUUUUGUACUUUCCCGGCUGCCGGCCAAAAUUCCCAAUGGCCUAUCAGCUGCUGCUCUGCUGGCAGCUAAAAACAUUAGUGUGAUUAACUUUCCAAAUCUCGACGCCAUAUUUUCCAGCCAAACGUGAUGGAAUCAGAGCAUCUACAUACGCAUCUUUGAUAAAAUGUUGAAGAAACUGGAAUUUGUUUUACGACCGUAAGUGAUCUGACUUCCGUAUUCAUAAUAGAAAUGAAAAACUUUUUGGACAUAUUCCAAAAGAAUUGAUCGAGUUACAUAUAAACUGACGGAUGAGUAAGUAGAGCAAAACUGAAGAUGAUGAGCGAUCGACGGCGUGAGCCAAGAUGAAUGACUAAUCACGUGACUGGAAGAGAUUAGGAGAAAGCGGUACCUGCCUCACCUGGAUAUAAGACGGCGUCAGUAUGUUCAUAUCAUGUCAGUGAGUUUCUUGAGCUUGUCUUAAAUAUAUUGCAUCUCAUUGUUGCAAGAAAAUAGAUACAGUCAAAGAAGAAUCAUGUGCAAGGUGUUUAUUCCAGUGAUGCUGACGUUGCUCAGUCUCUUAGCCCUAUCAAUUGCCGAACGCAGAUUGGAUAAUGCGAAAGAAUUGAUAGAAGCUCGUGACGGUCAUGGCGAGGAACAUCGUCCAAAGAAACUAUUUGGCAAAUUUAAACGACCAAAAUCUCAGUACGGUCCACCAAAAGCACAUCAUCAACCGAAGAAACCUCAGUAUGGACCGCCUCCACACGUUUAUGGUCCACCACAUCCUGUCGGCCCGCCAAGCCAAACUUAUGGACACCCGAAACCAGUACAUCCUCCACCGCAGGCAAAUUAUCAAACUCCAGCUUACCACCCACCUCAACCGGUUGCGUACAGCCGGCCAGGUCCUACUUACAGCCAUCCCCCCAAAUCGAGUUAUGGACCUCCCACGUACGCAAGCCCUCCGCAGAUCGUUUACAAUCGACCUAGUCCUGUUUACCCUAAGCCGGCACCAAGUCCGCCUGUAAACCCCGUCUACAAUCCACCACAGCCUGUUUACCCUCAGCCAGUAGCAACUUACAGCCAGCCUGCGCCCGCUAAACCAGAAGUGACUUACAGUCCACCAGCACCUUCGUAUGGUCAAGUUCAGGUAAAUCAUCAACCAGCUUCUUAUGGUUCGCCGGAUCUCGACGACAGUCACGAAGAUGAUCGCAAACCAUCCGACGAUCUUCCACUAACAUCUGUCUACAACGUACCGCAUUCAGCACAUGUCGAACUGCCUACUCCGACUUAUGGAUCAGUCAAACCGUAUGAACCAGCUGAACCAAAGCCGAUCGUGACGCCAGUUUUCAUCAAAGCCGAGUUGACGGGUAAUCGUUAUCAACAAUCAGCAGAAAAACUUCCAGAAACUCCUGUUUACAAGCCUCCAUCAUCGGCUUACAGCUCGUCGCAAUUAGAAGAUGAUCCUCCAAAGCAAACUGAAUAUAAUCCUAAAAAACCUUCGUACUCAGAUGAUACGAGCGACGAUCUUUCAGCAGUUGAACCUUCUGUUACCGGUUCAACAGGUUCAUCUAACUACGACGACGAUGGCAAAUUUUCGCCACCAAACGAGUCUGACUUCCCUUCGCUUUUUGAUCCCUCAAGUAAUUUUUACAAGCAAUCAGAAAACGCGCCAGACACAAACGAAGAUUCUGAUUUCGGAUUCUUUCAACUUGGCAUUUUCCCGAAAACGAGCAGUUUCUUCGAACAGAAUUAUAAGGGUUAAUCAAUUGAAUGGUAAUAUUUCCCGUUGUGUUAAAAUGAUGCCAUAAUCGAGAGGAUGACACACACACACACCUCCGCAAAAUGGAUUAUUUUUUAAACUGAUGAGCUGAAUGAGCAAAAUACUUCAAUCCAAUUUUUUUUUUUUUUUGCAGUUUUAUUUUGUUAUCUAAACGAGGUGAAGAGCUCCCAUCAAUCUUCCAGUACUGUAUAAAUAAUUUGAAAAAAUGCGUUUCUUUAUUAUUUUUUUUUGUUUUGAAAAUAUUUCCGUGGGAUUGGUAACCAUUUCAAGAAUAAUGUAUCAUCGUGAAAUGUCAGAGGAAUGUUGAGCAAAUUAUAGACUUCAUGACAUGUUCCACAAUGUCUGUCAACAGGAAGGUAACUAUAAUUGCUUACAAAAGAAUGUGAUUAGCGUUGUUUGUCUUUGUACCAAAUUUGGUCAAUUCGUUACAAUAAAUCGUUGAAAUGUUAA